UCAUUCCGCGUCUCUCUUUCUCUCGAGUCUCGACCCUUCCUGCUUCGAGUUCUGAGUUCUGACAAGCACUACGCCCAGCCGACCAAAUCGCCGUAGUAGGGCGCGCCAUGGAACCGGCGGCGGAUAGGAAGGAGGCAGAGCAGGAGGAGCAGCAGCUACCGCACGUGCGGAAGGACGACGCGCCCACCGCCGCCGCCACCGUGGAGGACGAGGCGGAUUCGGAGGAGAGCGAGCGCCGUAACCGCGAGCUAAAGGCCGGACUCCACCCCCUCAGGCGCAAGCUCGUGCUCUGGUUCACGCGCCGGACGCCUGGGGCGAGGUCGCAGUCUUACGAGGACAACAUCAAGAAGAUCGUUGAUUUCAGCACUGUGGAGUCGUUCUGGGUUUGCUACUGCCACCUUGCGCGCCCGUCCUCCCUGCCGAGCCCCACUGACCUGCAUCUCUUCAGGGAGGGCAUCCGGCCCCUUUGGGAGGAUCCUGCUAAUCAGAAUGGUGGCAAGUGGAUAAUACGUUUCAAGAAGGCUGUUUCUGGCCGUUUCUGGGAGGAUCUGGUGCUGGUGCUAGUGGGAGACCAACUCGAGUAUAGCGAUGAUGUUUGUGGUGUGGUGCUCAGUGUCCGUUUCAACGAAGACAUUCUAAGUGUUUGGAAUCGGAACGCAUCGGACCAUCAAGCUGUGAUGACAUUGAGGGAUUCAAUUAAGAGGCAUCUCAAGCUACCACACAGCUAUUUGAUGGAAUACAAACCACAUGAUGCUUCGCUGCGUGAUAACUCGUCCUACAGGAACACAUGGCUGAGAGGAUAAGCUCCACCUUUGAGUUCUCGCCUGCUUCUGAACUGUCACUGUGGAUUUCCAGUUCUGACAUUUCAAAUUCAGUUCUCAAGGAAAUAGACUCGUUAUGUACUAAGCAUGCAGACUAUGUGUUGUGCAAUGUACUAGUCAAACACCUCCGUCAUCAUUAUAAUGCUCCACACUACAUGAAAAGAAAGUCACUCACAAGUGACGGAUAAUAAUCAUUAUAGGUUACGUAUCCUGUAUCAGGAUCCGUCAUCCUAAAUACGUUAUGAAUGAUUAGUUAUAAAUGAUGGAUAAAAGUUUAUCAUCAAUAA
Molecule: messenger RNA, 1108 nt
Organism: Phragmites australis (common reed)
Lineage: Eukaryota; Viridiplantae; Streptophyta; Magnoliopsida; Poales; Poaceae
Product: eukaryotic translation initiation factor NCBP
Exons: 6
Coding region: 108-803 (231 amino acids)
Biological process (GO): translational initiation
Cellular component (GO): eukaryotic translation initiation factor 4F complex; cytoplasm
Molecular function (GO): translation initiation factor activity; RNA 7-methylguanosine cap binding
Source: RefSeq, a predicted model, not a curated record